AUGGAACGUCGUAACGCAUCCAUCGUGAACAUCACAUUCCCAUUGCAGUCACUAUUUCCCGAAUGGCAUCUGUACCUAUGGUUUUCUGUCAGCAUGCUCAUCGGGCUCAUUGGCGGUUUCUUAAUUCUUAUGCUUUUAACUGUUAUGUACAAGCAGAAGAAACUGACCCGCGGUUCUGGAUUACUCAUCGCUCAUGCUCAGUGUAUCGACUUCAUCAUGUGCACCAUGGAAAAUCCUCUACAGAACAGCGGUCUUCUGCUGCAGGCGCUCCACACUUCGACCGGGGUCAACUGUCCUUUUGCUCGUUUCUCACUCAUCAGCAUGCAGGCCGUGGGAAAUUGGUCGGCGGUUUUUCUAGCCCUGAACCGUUUCGUAGCCGUGGUGAUUCCCCAUCAUUAUCAGAAGGUGGCCACCCAACCUGUUCUUAUUGGGAAGAUCGUCCUCAGUUGGAGCAUCGGAUUGGCCAUCACCGUGCCGCAUUAUGUGCUGAAACUGGGCGUGGAAUUCGGUCUAUCACCCACCGGAGCGUGUGUCAUCCUCAAGAUGGAUGCUUUCUUGUUCCGCGUUAUCUCGGCGCUGGUGUUUUAUCUUCCCAUUGGGAUCGUCGGGGCGCUGUAUGUGGUAAUCUUUUUGAAAGGACUGUAUUUAAAAAGGAGAAUACUGGUGCACCCUGAAGCACGCCGUGCACCGAUGCCGGUGGUGAUGAAGAAGCGGCUGCAGGUGGCGCGAAUGCUGAUGUGGACGUUUAUUUGGUACUGCAUCUGUUAUUUCCCGGCCACAUUCCUACCCGGCUUUUUCUACCACGUCUAUAAAGAUGAUAAACGGAUAGAAUUCUGGGCUAAAACGCUGCUGUAUCUUGGAUACGCUAUGAACCCCGUGUUUUUCUUUGCUAUGAGUUCGGAGUAUCGGAAGGGAGCGGCAGGUUUGCUGCGGGGUGUUUUGCGGUCACGGCGUCACAUUCACAGCCUGCACAAAAGCCUAGAGUCGGGGCACCACAGCGAGAAACCGGGAACGGCUCCGUACAUCAGUGGAUGA
Molecule: messenger RNA, 1035 nt
Organism: Paramacrobiotus metropolitanus
Lineage: Eukaryota; Metazoa; Tardigrada; Eutardigrada; Parachela; Macrobiotidae
Exons: 2
Coding region: 1-1035 (344 amino acids)
Biological process (GO): G protein-coupled receptor signaling pathway
Cellular component (GO): membrane
Molecular function (GO): G protein-coupled receptor activity
Source: RefSeq, a predicted model, not a curated record